AUGGGUUUCGUUUAUGGAGAAAUACUAAAGGCAAAGAAAGAGAUCAAGGAGGCCUUGGGCAAUAAUGAGUCUCGGUUCAAGGAGGUAAUUGCUGUUAUUGACAAGAAGAUGAAGGGAAGACUUGAUUCUCCACUGCAUUUGACAGCUUAUUUGCUGAAUCCACACUACAGUUAUGCUAAUCCAGCAAUCUUUGAUGAGCCCACAAUAACAGAAGGAUUUAUUAGUUGUGUAGAGACCUUCUACUAUCAUGAUGAAGAUAAGCAAGAUCAGGCUGCCCAUGUUGAGCUGAGAAAGUUUCAAAACAGGGAAGGACCCCAUUUAGCAAGAACAUCAUGGUGGUGGUUGUAUGGAACUGAAGUACCAGCCUUACAGAAGAUGGCAACAAGGAUCCUUUCUUUGACAUCAAGUGCCUCUGGUUGUGAAAGAAAUUGGAGCGGGUUUGAAGCGAUACACACUAAGAAGAGAAAUAGGCUUACUACAACACGUCUCAACAAGUUAGUCUACAUUCAGUUCAACUCCAAGCUGCUUAAUAAGAGAGAGAAAAUCAAGUCAAAGAAGAUCAGUGAUGUUCUCUUGUCUAAUGAUACAACUGAAGCUCAAGGAUUUUUGCAUGAGAAUGGAGAUGAUUCUGCAUUAGUGGUCUAUAGAGAAGAGGAGGAAGAAGAGAUGGAAGGUACUGGGAUACCUUGGUCUGUUCUUGGAGAUGCAGUGGGAGCAGAAGAACAACUUCAGCUGCGUAGGAGUGCUAGAGUGAGAGAGCUCUAUGAAGGAGAAGAGUUUGAAUCUGAUAAAGAAGAGUUUGAUGAAGAUGAGGAUGACUACUUGGAACCUUAUUGAAGAAGGAAGAUGAUAUGGUCCUGGGGCCUUUUCGCAUGUCAUG
Messenger RNA from Sorghum bicolor (sorghum), 880 nucleotides. RefSeq lists its product as uncharacterized. Lineage: Eukaryota; Viridiplantae; Streptophyta; Magnoliopsida; Poales; Poaceae. The transcript has 3 exons. The record is from RefSeq and is a predicted model, not a curated record. Gene Ontology annotation, molecular function: protein dimerization activity. The coding region runs from base 1 to 837 and encodes 278 amino acids.